AUGUGCCCUUUAAUUCCCAACGCCCUUUACAUCAUUAUGUUCCUCACGGGCUUUGGUCAAGAGCCCCGCAAAUUUCACUGGGGAGUAUACCUUCAUAUUCAAAAUCUUUCUGGCGGGAAACCUGCUGGAUACAACUACCAUAUCAAAAGCAUAGGGACAGGAUGGAUGACCGAUCAUGCCCCUACCAAUGGGGUCUUAAUGUCAUUUGUGCUCGUUGGUUUACUCGCUGUCGCUACCAUACCCACCGAGCAUAGGCCUCUCUUCGAGGCCAUCGUAACGAGCGAAGACCACAAGAUCAACGCCGGUGGUAUUACCUGCAGACUUUGGACUUUGGCUGCCCUUCAGCGCCUCAAGGAUGCGAGGUUACUUAAAUGUGCUAGCAUCAGUGACCUGGAGCAAGAAGCCAUAUCGUUUGGGGAAUCUUUCCGGUUGGACGCUGUAGCCGCGAAACUGCCGAGGCCCAUUCAGAACUCACAACUUUGUCAAAUCUAA
Messenger RNA from Serpula lacrymans var. lacrymans S7.9, 492 nucleotides. RefSeq lists its product as uncharacterized. The coding region runs from base 1 to 492 and encodes 163 amino acids. The record is from RefSeq and is a predicted model, not a curated record. The transcript has a single exon. NCBI's taxonomy places the organism in Eukaryota, Fungi, Basidiomycota, Agaricomycetes, Boletales, Serpulaceae.